AGUAUUACAUCACUAAAAAAGAUUACAAAACUAUGCCGUUACUUUCUUCAUUCCUUCAAGGAGGACAUAAUCAUCCUGUUUCUAGAGAAUGGCAUUCUGAACGUACUUUACGUAAAUCUUCAUUAAUGUAUCCAAUUUUUAUUACAGACAAGCCAGAUUCUGAAAGUGAAAUUUCCUCUUUGCCGGGUCAAAAAAGAUUGGGAAUUAAUAAAAUCGAAGGAUUUCUUAAGCCUCUUGUUGAAAAAGGUUUAUCUUCAGUUCUCUUAUUUGGUGUUCCCACUUGUGAAAAAGAUCCAUUAGGAUCAGGUGCAGAUGAUCCAAAUGGUCCAGUAAUUUUAGCCGUUAAACUUAUUCGUUCGAAAUUUCCACAAUUAUUUAUUGCAUGUGAUGUUUGUCUUUGUGAAUAUACUUCACAUGGUCAUUGUGGACAUUUAAAUGAGGAUGGUACUAUCAAUAACGAAGCAAGCGUAAAACGAAUAGCAGAAGUUGCAAUAAAUUAUGCUAAAGCUGGAGCACAUUGUGUCGCCCCAUCCGAUAUGAUGGACGGUCGAAUUGGAGCAAUUAAAAAUCUUAUAAUUCAAGAAGGUCUUACUAACAAGGUUAAUUUAAUGAGUUACAGUGCGAAAUUUUCUACUAACUUUUAUGGUCCAUUCAGAGAUGCUGCAAAUUCAGCUCCUGCCUUCGGUGAUCGUAAAUGUUAUCAACUUCCACCAAAUGCACGCGGUUUAGCGCGUCGUGCAAUUAGACGUGAUCUUACGGAAGGAGCAGAUAUCAUUAUGGUUAAACCUGGAAUGCCUUAUUUGGAUAUCUUACGUGAUGCCAAAGAAAUUAGUUCUGACGUUCCAAUAGCUGUUUAUCAAGUGUCGGGCGAAUUCGCGAUGAUAUGGAGAUCUGCUGAAGCAAAAGUAUUUGAUCUUCGUGCUGUCGUAUUCGAAAGUAUGGAAGGAUUUUUGAGAGCGGGUGCAAAUCUCAUCAUAACUUAUUAUACUCCUCAACUUCUCGAAUGGUUAGAAACUUAAUUCACGGAUCAUAUGUAAAUUAAGAAAUACAAAUAAAAAUAAUAACACUAUUU
Messenger RNA from Rhizophagus irregularis DAOM 181602=DAOM 197198, 1072 nucleotides. RefSeq names its product Aminolevulinate dehydratase. Lineage: Eukaryota; Fungi; Glomeromycota; Glomeromycetes; Glomerales; Glomeraceae. Gene Ontology annotation, biological process: heme biosynthetic process. The record is from RefSeq and is a predicted model, not a curated record. Gene Ontology annotation, cellular component: cytosol. Gene Ontology annotation, molecular function: porphobilinogen synthase activity; zinc ion binding.